Molecule: messenger RNA, 1641 nt
Organism: Hemisphaericaspora subhashii
Lineage: Eukaryota; Fungi; Ascomycota; Pichiomycetes; Serinales; Debaryomycetaceae
Gene: OFI1
Product: Ofi1p
Exons: 1
Coding region: 1-1641 (546 amino acids)
Biological process (GO): regulation of transcription by RNA polymerase II
Molecular function (GO): DNA-binding transcription factor activity; RNA polymerase II cis-regulatory region sequence-specific DNA binding
Source: RefSeq, a predicted model, not a curated record
AUGGGAAAUGAAGGUUUUAUUGACUCGUCCAUCAAGUACGAGGGAAUACGGGACCUGGACAGCGCCUCUCGACAUCAGCCAAAUCCACGACCAACUCUACCCUCAAUAGAAAAUUUAACAGGAAUACAACCAAUUACCCCAAUUUCCAACAUUUUGGAUGGAACUGCUAGAGUUCCAUCAUCAAACAUAGCUACAGAAUCACCAAACAUGGGAAGACGAUCAAUACCAAACUCAAUCAAUCCCAAUGAAAACACUAAAGUCAAAUUACCAAAAAGAUUCUUUUGCAGAACUUGUAAACAAGGAUUUACCAGAAAACACAACAUGGUAAGUCAUGAAUUAAUACAUUCAUCAUUAAAACCACACAUAUGUCCUGUAUGUAAUUUGAAAUUCAGGAGAAUCCAUGAUUUAAAACGACAUGAAAAGCUUCACACUGGCGAAAAGCCGUAUGUUUGUGAUCGAUGUUCUAGAAGGUUUGCUAGGCCUGAUGCCCUAACUAGACAUCAGAACUCAGCUAAUGGAUGCACAGGCUCUGCUUUUAGGUCAGAAGACAUAAAACCUCUUUCAGUAUAUUCUUCUGUUAAAGCUGAUGGAGUAUUGGGUCCAAACACACCUUAUGAAUUCCCAAAUGUGGGGUCGUCGCGAUCCAAUGAAAGUAACAGCACCAGUGCUGGAAGCGGCUCUAGUGGAGAGAAGGGAAUAAGUCCUUAUGAUAUGAGGCAAGAAGCAAGAACUACUCCACCAUUACCAGAAUCGAAAGGAAGAAAUAAUUUACCAAUGAACAAUGAGGGAUUUAUAAGAGCACAUGGUCGUUCUGCUGAUGAGGUUUCUAUGCACUACAAUCCAUAUCCUCCUUUACCUGUACCACAUCAUGGUUCGCAUCCCUCGCAGAGCCAACCCAUUACAGUCCAUCACAUAGCAGGACCUACCCCUCUGCAUCCGAUUCCUUUUGUGGUUCCACAAUAUUCCUACCCCCAAAAUUCAGUGAAUAAUAUUACUCAUAUUCCACUACUAAACAACGUUCCAAUGAAUAACAUACCUCACACUGGCCCUAUGAUGAACAAUGUGCAUCAUCCCCCUCCUCAGCUAAAUAAUGUGCCACAUUUUAACAAUGUACCCCAUCUUAAUAAUGUUCCACAUCUUAACAACGUACCCCAUCUUAACAACGUACCCCAUCUUAACAAUGUUGCACACUUGAAUCUCGUGCCACAAUCAGGGACAGUAAUACACUCAAUUCGUCAACCGCCUAACCACGACAAUCAUUUUCCUGCGUCAGUAGUAGGAAAGCCAAGUGUAACUUAUCUGGUCCCUUCACCACUACCACCACCUGUUCCCAUCCCACGAAAUACUCAACACGACCCGGCAAUGCCUGCCCCUUUACCAAUUCCAAGUGUUUCAGUUGUACCAGCUACACCGCUCCAGAGGAAUGCAUCAGGAUUUGUUGGCCCAGCAUCAGAUCAAAACAUGGACGGCUAUGCUCUUAAAGAAAAGAAGAUCCAGGGUGAACCAUCCCAGGAUGGAUAUGUCCUGUAUUCCAAGUACCAAGAUCUAGUGUCCUAUACACAUUCGCUUCAAGAUAAUUUGGUGAAAAUGAACAACAGAUUAUCCGAUUUAGAGAAGGAUACAAAAGAGAAUCAAAAAUGA